AUGACAUCAUAUGGCGACGUCAGGAAGAUCAUGGAAGACGUUUCCAUGAUCAUCAACACGUUCAAGGGGAUAUAUAACGCGACAGAUGACCUCGAGAAGCUGAUUAAAGAGACUGAAAUGUUAAGUCAACUAGCAGAUGCUAUCGAGACAAACGGCACUAGUUUUGAAACAAACCAAGGCUUUCAGAGCAUCCUUUCACGAACGAAGCAAUGUAUCUUAAAUCUCAAACAACACCUUAACAAGAAAGAAUCUAGAAUCAACAGGACUUUAGAAAAGGUCAAGUUGGCAAAGCAAAGGAAUGAUUUAGAGAAGAAUCUUGAGAAUGCUCGUCAUCUGAGCAACCUUCUUUCACAGCUGAAUAUGACUCUGUCCAUUCGUGAUAUUUCUGGUGCACAAAGAGAUGGCGUGGUGCAUGAUUUCAUCGAGACUUGGACACCAGCUAUGGCCGACGCAUUGUCCAAGGCAUAUCCACGUGUGCAGGUCACGGAAGGGACCGGCCAGUGGAUCCAGGAAAACGAUCAGUAUCAAAGUUGGGAACAGUCAAAGAAUGGGGUCCUUUGGAUCAACGGGUUACAGGGAUGUGGGAAGACAGGACUUGCUAUCACAAUCGAUGACCGGUUCAGGGCAAGGUUUCCCUCGUUUUGGGCUUUGUCAACCAAAGAUGCACAGCAACAUCAGUUCUCCCCGGACUUCGAAAUUGCCACGAUCUUCUGCUAUCACCAAGUUGAAGGCAUGCGACAACUUGAAGAUCACAUGGAGAUAUUGAUGAGUUUGUGGGCACAGCUAGUCAAAUUGAAGCCAGAAUGCCGCCCAAAUUUCUCUUGGAUACAAAAUGCCAAGAACAAUCAUCAACUCGGGACUCUCACUGGCCAAAGAAGAGUGGCAUUCCAGAAAGACCUGCUGAAACACGCUCUGAAACAUUCUGGCAACACUAUCCUCAUACUCGAUGGGCUCGAUGAGAUUCCGAGAAAGCUUCAGCUCGAAGUAAUCAAAGAUCUAAGAUGCCUUCAGCAGGAGAACGAUCAUUGUCGAAUCUUGAUAACAUCCCGACCAUACGAAAGCAUCACAAGAAUUUUCAAGAACGAUCCACAAGUGUACAUGGAAGCACCAGAUGUUGACCUCGUGUUGUAUAUGGAGGAACGUUUCUCGCGACACGAUUGGGACUCUUAUAACGAAUUCAAAUGUCACGACAUUAUUAAAAUCCUGGUCCCAAAAUGCCGCCAGUCAUUUCUACUCACUCAACUCCUGAUGGACGAAGUAAUAAUAUCAGAAAGCAAGGCUCACUGCGAGCGUAUUAUUUCUCAGCUGCCGUCAACAGUCGAUGAAGCCUAUAAACGCGGCCUCAAUCGCCUUCAAUCCGAGUACUCUUCUGAAGGGUUGGCGAAUCAUCUUCCGUGUAUGGCCAUCCAAGCAUUGUUCUGGGUGGCCUUCUUGAAGACCCCAUUGACAGCAGAUGAACUUACACAUGCACUGACAAUCGCCGACGGUGGUAAAGGAUCUGAUUCCAAGGUACAAAGGUGGAGGGAACGGGGCAUCGACGUCAGGACUACCAAGUUGGUUGUGGUUGACCCUGGGGACGGAAAACUCAUUAUCGCACACGAAACCCUUACAAGAUACUUGACCAAAGACGAAACUCGUCUGAACUUCUUUCCACAAAUUCGAGAGCAUAUACAUGAAGUCCAAUUGAAGAGCCUCCUCACAAGCCCUAGCAAUUCAGAGAUGCUGGCAAGGACUAAGGAGGAAUUCUUUGAGCAAUAUCCUUUAAUUCGAUAUGCACUUUGGAACUGGGGAGAUGGGUUAAAAAGUGUCUUGGAGCAAGGCACUUCUCUUUGGAAGUGCACUCAAGAGUUUUUGGGGACUCCUUUCAACAAAUGGAAUAAAUAUGUCCAGAAUGAAACCAGUGGGGUUUUUUCUCAGAAUAGGUUGUUUUGGGGGCUAUAUGGACAUCCCUGGCCCACUGGCAGCAUGGACAGGCUUUACUGGGUAGUUUUUUACGAGCUGCAAAGUUUUGUCCCCUUGUCGAAUGAUGUUGAUACCGAAUGA
This is a messenger RNA of Fusarium poae, 2043 nucleotides long. RefSeq lists its product as uncharacterized. NCBI's taxonomy places the organism in Eukaryota, Fungi, Ascomycota, Sordariomycetes, Hypocreales, Nectriaceae. The record is from RefSeq and is a predicted model, not a curated record. The transcript is spliced from 4 exons. Bases 1 to 2043 code for a protein of 680 amino acids.